Budorcas taxicolor (takin) is the source of this 1224-nucleotide messenger RNA. It is a transcript of the gene TCEA2, whose product is annotated as transcription elongation factor A2. The record is from RefSeq and is a predicted model, not a curated record. Gene Ontology annotation, biological process: DNA-templated transcription; transcription elongation by RNA polymerase II. NCBI's taxonomy places the organism in Eukaryota, Metazoa, Chordata, Mammalia, Artiodactyla, Bovidae. Gene Ontology annotation, cellular component: nucleus. Gene Ontology annotation, molecular function: zinc ion binding; nucleic acid binding. The transcript has 10 exons. Bases 135 to 1037 code for a protein of 300 amino acids.
ACGGAGGGUCUCCCGCCCGUGGCGGGGCUGCGUCUACUGCGGAGGGUGCGGGAGGCUGCGGCGGCCGGGGCCGGGGUACGGGCCGGGAGGCUGAGGCUGGCACGGCGGGCACUGGGGGCCCUGCCCCCAAGGCGAUGAUGGGCAAGGAGGAGGAGAUAGCGCGGAUCGCCCGGAGGCUGGACAAGAUGGUGACCAAGAAGAGCGCGGAGGGAGCCAUGGACCUGCUGCGGGAGCUGAAGGCCAUGCCUGUCACACUGCAUCUGCUGCAGUCCACCCGUGUUGGCAUGUCCGUCAAUGCCCUGCGGAAGCAGAGCUCGGAUGAGGAGGUCGUCACACUAGCCAAGUCCCUCAUCAAGUCCUGGAAGAAGCUCUUGGAUGCUUCAGACGCCAAAGCCAGGGAGCGGAGGAGGGGCGGGUCUCUGCCCACGUCAUCCUCCAAGGAGGCCUCUGAGGCCCAGGACCCCAGCCGCAAGAGGCCAGAGCUGCCCAGGAUGCCCUCAACACCAAGGAUCACCACGUUUCCCCCCGUGCCAGUCACCUGUGACGCUGUGCGAACCAAGUGUCGUGAGAUGCUGACCGCUGCUCUGCAGACAGACCAUGACCACGUGGCCAUUGGUGCAGACUGCGAGUGCCUGGCGGGCCAGAUCGAAGAAUGUAUCUUCCGGGACGUGGGAAACACAGACAUGAAGUACAAGAACCGCGUGCGGAGCCGCCUCUCCAACCUAAAGGAUGCCAAGAACCCCGGCCUGCGGCGCAACGUGCUGUGUGGCGCCAUCACGCCCCAGCAGAUUGCUGUCAUGACCUCAGAGGAGAUGGCUAGCGAUGAGCUGAAGGAGAUCCGCAAGGCCAUGACCAAGGAGGCCAUCCGUGAGCACCAGAUGGCGCGCACAGGUGGCACACAGACGGACCUGUUUACCUGUGGCAAGUGCAGAAAGAAGAACUGCACCUACACGCAGGUGCAGACCCGCAGCUCUGAUGAGCCGAUGACCACCUUCGUUGUCUGCAAUGAGUGUGGGAACCGCUGGAAGUUCUGCUGAGCCCUUGUGCACGUGUGCCUGCAGCCUUGGGCUAUGGCCAGUGCUGGCCAGUGCCCUUUCCCCAUCCUCUGCUGACAGAUACAGACACAGCUUCUUGGAAACCUGCCCUCAGAAGGCAGCACACUCUGCCCCGUCCUACCUGCAGUGCACCUUUCCCCUCAAAUCAUUAAAUGUUUCUUUUUGCCAC